Molecule: messenger RNA, 1255 nt
Organism: Lepisosteus oculatus (spotted gar)
Lineage: Eukaryota; Metazoa; Chordata; Actinopteri; Semionotiformes; Lepisosteidae
Source: RefSeq, a predicted model, not a curated record
UCCUCUAGUUCCUCUCCGAGUUCUGCUAUGGAGAAGUCUGGGGUUAGUGGGAAAGUGUGGAGUCUGUGUGCCUGGCUUUUUGUGUUGCUGGAUGUGGCUCUAGCCCAGAAUCAGAAAUGUCUGGUGAGCGAUAAUGACAAGGUGGUGUGUGGAGACCCGACCGUCACGAGAGCCGACUGUGAAGCAGGAAACUGUUGCUUUGAUCAGACAAGCCAGAGGCGCUGCUACUAUGGGAAUGAUGUGACUGUGCAGUGCACCAGGGAUGGUCAGUUUGUGGUUGUGGUGUCCAGGAAUGCCACCAUGUUCAAGUUCCCAGUCAGUGCCUGUGGCACCAGGAUGAGGGUGGAGGCUGGUGCUGUAGUGUAUGAGAACCUGAUGAACUCCAGCUUCGAGGUGAGGUCGGGACCUGAUGGCUCCAUCACGAGGGACAGUGCCUACAGGCUGUUCUUCCAGUGCAGGUAUGCAGAUGAUGAGCUGGUUCCUCUGCAGGCAGUGGUCUAUACGGUCUCUCCACCCCCUCCAGCAGUGUCCCCAGGACCCCUCCGUGUGGAGCUCCAACUGGCAAGAGGAGAGCAGUAUGACUCCUACUACAGUGAGGGUGACUACCCUGUGACCAAGGUCCUGCAGGAUCCUGUGUAUGUGGAGGUUCACAUCUUGCAGAGGACGGAUCCCAAUAUUGUCCUGACGCUGGGAGACUGCUGGGCCACUUCCACCCCAAGCCCUCUGAGCCAGCCCCAGUGGAGCCUCCUGGUUGCUGGGUGCCCAUACAGAGACGACGACUACCAGACCACUCUGAUCCCUGUGGGCGGCUCCUCAGGGCUGCUGUACCCAACGCACUACCAGCGCUUCAUGGUCCGGAUGUUCACUUUUGUGGACCCUGCCUCCCAGCUCCCCCUGAAGGAGACGGUCUACAUCCACUGCAGUGCAGCAGUGUGCCAGCCGACUGCUACUGACCGCUGUGUCCCAACCUGCAGCAGGAGGAGAAGGGCAGCUGCUGCAGCACGCGGGGGCUCCUCCAAAGACACUGCAGUGGUCUCUAGUGGAGAAGUGAUCCUGACUGCCUCUGAGCUCCCAGCCCAGGGUGAAGCGCAUCGGCUCUGGUCCGAAGUGCCCCAGGUCUUCAGCUAUGGCUUGCUGGCAGUAGCUGCCUCCACUGUGCUUGUGGUCUCUGCGCUGCUGCUGGUAGCUGGGUGGAGAUUCAGACCUUGUACACAGAACAAAGCUGUAACUGGAGCAUAAUAAAGGGAGAAGUGAA